This is a messenger RNA of Tetrahymena thermophila SB210, 1470 nucleotides long. RefSeq names its product serine carboxypeptidase S28 family protein. Gene Ontology annotation, molecular function: serine-type exopeptidase activity; dipeptidyl-peptidase activity. The record is from RefSeq and is a predicted model, not a curated record. NCBI's taxonomy places the organism in Eukaryota, Ciliophora, Oligohymenophorea, Hymenostomatida, Tetrahymenidae. The transcript is spliced from 4 exons. Gene Ontology annotation, biological process: proteolysis.
AUAAAAACUGAUUGUAAUAAUAUAAAAUACGGACCUAAUAAUAUGAAUAAAUCUUUGAUAUUCUUGUUAGUUCUCCUUUCUUUGGCUUUUGCUAAAUAAACUUACAAGGUUAUGAAUGAAUAAUCAAGUGAAGGAGAAUUAUACUUCUAAUAAAAGCUUGAUCAUUAUGCCCCUCUCGAUAAUCGUACCUGGGCCCAAAGAUACUUUGUAAUGGAUCAUUGGUUCAAUAAGACUGCUUAACCUUUAGUUAUCCUCUACAUCUGUGGUGAAGGUGAAUGUAAUGGUGUUUAAUAUAACAGUUCUUUUACUUCUAAGAUUGCUGAAAUCCACAAUGGUAUCGUCUUAUCUUUAGAACACAGAUUCUACGGAAAAUCUCAACCUUUUGGUUUCGGUAAUGACUCCUAUGCUCUUCCUAACUUGAAAUACUUGACUGCAUAAUAAGCUUUGAACGAUUUAGCUUGGUUUAUCUAAUACGUCAAAGAUAAUUAACUUUUCGGAAUUACUCCUAAUAUGCCUUGGAUCACUAUCGGUGGAUCUUAUCCUGGUGCUCUUUCUGCUUGGUUUAGAUACAAGUUCCCUCACUUGACUAUUGGUGCUUUGGCCAGUUCUGCAGUCGUCAAUGCUUAUGCUGAUUUCUAUGAAUUUGAUUAAUAGAUCUCUGAUUCUCUUUCUAAGAAUUCUGGAAAUUGCAGAUAGAUUGUUCAUGAUAUUAACGUUAAUGUUACAAAUAUUUUGAAAAAGGGAACCCCUCAAUAGAAGUAAUAAUUAAAGGCCUACUUCAACAGUACUUUAAUUACCGAUGGUGACUUUAUGUUCUACUUCUCUGAUAUUACUGUUAUGGGAGUUUAAUACGGUAGUAGAGUUGCUAUGUGUGAUUUACUUAUGUCAAACUAAACUUUUGCAGGUGUCUUAUAGAAUCUUGCUACCUAUGCCUUAUAAGUUGGUGUCACUCCUGAUUAAUACGGUGCCUACUAUUUAAGAAAUACUACUUACAGUCAUGAAAGAAAUGCCCGUCAAUGGUAUUACUAAGUUUGCAGUGAAUUCGGUUGGUUAUUCACUCCUGCUAAACACUAUCCCAUGAGAAGUGAAAUCUUAACUAUGAGCUACUGGACUGAAUGGUGCAAUUCCGCUUAUGAUGGUGCCUUCCCUAACACUGAAGUUACUAAUAACUACUUUGGAGGUCUUGAUAUUUAAGCUACUAAUUUGAUUUUUACUAACGGUGGUGAAGAUCCUUGGUAAUGGGCAUCCAAGAGAACCCCUACUCUUCCUGGAAUGUAAAGCUAUAUUGCUGAUUGUGACCAAUGUGCUCAUUGCGUUGACUUAAGAACCCCAAGCCCUAAUGACAGUCCCAUUCUUAAAGAAAUCAGAAACAAAACUCUUAGCAGCUUUGCUACUUGGAAGAAUGAAUUCUAUGCUAAAUAAUCUCAAAAGAAACCCAGCUUUGUUGAACAAAAGAUUGUUGUCUAAUGA